Siniperca chuatsi (mandarin fish) is the source of this 4410-nucleotide messenger RNA. It is a transcript of the gene stx3b, whose product is annotated as syntaxin 3A. Gene Ontology annotation, cellular component: presynaptic active zone membrane; plasma membrane; postsynapse. Lineage: Eukaryota; Metazoa; Chordata; Actinopteri; Centrarchiformes; Sinipercidae. Gene Ontology annotation, molecular function: SNARE binding; SNAP receptor activity. The record is from RefSeq and is a predicted model, not a curated record. The transcript has 11 exons. Bases 378 to 1247 code for a protein of 289 amino acids. Gene Ontology annotation, biological process: exocytic insertion of neurotransmitter receptor to postsynaptic membrane; intracellular protein transport; synaptic vesicle fusion to presynaptic active zone membrane.
CGUGAUCCAGAAAAGUGCGUUUUAGAAUGAUUACUGGUGGCCAGAGGAGAGGCAGAUUAUACGGCUCCACACAACUGUUGUUUUAAUCCCCUGGGCGAGGAGAUUUAGCAAAGAAAAACACUGGUUUUAAACCCAGCAGCCAUAUUGUAUGGAAAAACGACGGAAAGACUCUUUUCAGAAAAAGUCGUUUUCUCAGAUACCUCUGUCAAGACUUUUGAGGAGUUUAAUUGUUUUUCUUUCUGGCGGUGGGUUUCUGCCGGACAGCUAGCUUGCCAGCUGGCUGAGGAAUUCAGAGAUUGGGACUGGUUUUUGAGCCAUUUUACACAAUAUUGUGGUUGUCUCUUUGGUUUAAAGGUGUUAAAUUAACCGUCUAAAACAUGAAGGACCGAUUGGAGCAACUUAGAGCGACGUGUGAUCAAGAUGACGACGAGGUGGAGAUUGCUGUGGACAACGCAGCCUUCAUGGACGAGUUCUUCGGUCAGAUUGAGGACAUCAGGAACAGUAUUGAUAAAAUUGAUAACAACGUGGCUGAAGUCAAAAAGCUUUACUCGGUCAUCCUAUCUGCCCCCACAUCAGAUCAGAAAACACAGGAUGACUUGGAGGCAAUCACCAAUGACAUAAAGAAGAUGGCCAACAAUGCAAGAAACAAACUCAAGACCAUCGAGAGGAAUCUGGAGUCAGAAGAGCAGGAGAGGGUGUCAGCUGACAUGCGGAUACGUAAAUCACAGCAUGCAGUGCUGUCCAGGAAGUUUGUGGAGGUAAUGACAAAGUAUAAUGAAGCCCAGGUGGACUUCAGGGAGAGGAGUAAAGGACGUAUUCAGAGACAGCUAGAGAUCACUGGAAAAGCAACAACAGAUGACGAACUAGAGGAGAUGCUGGAGAGUGGCAAUGCUGCUGUGUUUACUGCAGGGAUUGUGGACUCUGGGAUUUCUAAACAAGCCCUGAGUGAGAUUGAAGCCAGACACAAAGACAUUGUCCGUCUUGAAAGUAGCAUCAAGGAACUGCACGAUAUGUUUGUAGACAUCGCCAUGCUGGUGGAGAGCCAGGGUGACAUAGUAGACAACAUAGAGCAGAAUGUAUCUAAGUCAGUGGACCAUAUAACAGUGGCUAAGGAACAGACCAAGAAAGCUGUAAAGUACCAGACCAAAGCACGCAAGAAAGUGGUGAUAAUAGUGGUGGUUGUGCUGGUCUUGCUGGCCUUACUAGCUCUCAUAAUCGGGUUGUCAGUUGGAUUGAAGCGAAGCUGAUGAGCUAUUUGAAUAAGAGGAGAGCUAAGGAAGGUGAUCAUUAUCGGUGCAGUCUGUGCUGUGGUUGUUGUCAUCCUCCUCAUCAUCAUCCUCACCCAGACACUAUAGCAGGGCCGCUGUCUAGUCAGUUUAUUCAUCAUCCACACUCCAUCCUAUCCUCUAUCAGCUGGUGCGCCAAAGAAAAAACUGAUAGUGAUCUCUCCUGCAGAUGUACAACUCAUCAAUUAAAAACAACAACUGAAAGACUAGUGCUACAUUAGACCUCUGGGGAAAAGAACAUCUACAAGACUUGUAAUAGUUAUAAAAACGUUUUGACUUUUGUCCAAUCAGAACAGCCCUUCCUGGUCUGUGAGGGUCUGUUUGACUCUCUCAGGUGGUUCGGACAGUUUGAGGAUGCUCUGCUGCAAAUGAGGAAAUGAGACUGAAGCUGACAUGAGGUACAAUACGUAUUGUAUCUCUGCCAAGGGGAACGGGAAUUGAAAAAUACCUGAUCAUAACGUCACUCCAGUGUCACUAAACAUUUCAUUGUUCAACAUUCGAUGCCAAAGAAUCAGCCUGGCAAUGUUUGUCAUCUGAAAUGCAUUUUCAGUAAGUCCUUGUGAAGCUUUGUAGAUCACCUCCCGUAUCAUUAUUUCUUGCCUUUAUGAGCCUUGACACAUUUUGUGAUUGAAAAGCUAGCUACUGUAUGUUCACUGUAUUGGGAUUUUGUUGGUUUUGGGGAGUUCCAGCACUUUCACAUUUCAAAAUAUGUCUUAUUUCUGUAAUUAAGCGCAGAUGAUCAUGUAAAUAAUAGUUAUUAUUUUGUGUGUUGUCGAUAUCUAGCCCUGAAUAUGGCUCAGUUUUUAAACUUGAAGAGGAUCCGUGUGCUCACUUAUGAUUCUUCAAUUCAGAGAGCCCAGUGGUUCUGAUUUUAAAUGUGAAGGAUGGUGCUUAUGUUUCACGGAUAGGUGGAGCUAAGAUAAGCAAACACUGCAACAUCUGGGAGAAAGGCAUGAAUAUUUGUUUUGUACCUUUACUAACCUGGUAAAAUGUUAGCCAUCCAACAUUAGAAACACCUCUCAGUAUAAGAGUUUAGAGUUCACCAGCACCACUAAGUACAACCUCCAAAAAGACCAUUAAAGUUAAAUCAACACAUAUCUAAAACAGUUUCAACAAAAGCUGAACCUUUGUGUUUUUUCUAGUUUUAGUACAUAUUUUCAGAAAACGUUGACUUGAUCUGUCCCUGACGAAGCCUGAUUUGUUGUAUUAUAUAAAUAUAUGAGAAUGUUGUCAGUAAACCAAACUAAAUAAAGGUAGGGGUUAUUGCAGGGCUGUUGUAUUAGACUACAUUAGUUUUAGCUAGGUGUAUCUAAUAAAUUGGCAACUGAGUUUAAGUCUACUUGGUCACCAUCAUUUAAUUUGGCCUUUUCUUGGUAGAGUUAAUGUGCCUAACUGACAGUUUAUUGAACCACAGUGCACAUGUUGUUACCCAGUGGCUUUAAUAUGACAAAUAAAGCAACGGGUAUUGACCACAUCUAGGGGAUUUGUAGUGCAAAGACAAUUUGUAAAAACAUCAUGUGCAUUAAGUGGGCCAUCACUGGUUGUAUGGGGAGCACUUGAAAGUGCGAGCCCCCCCACCUUGGUCUUUGGACCAUGCAGUCUGCUCUUUUGGCUUCUGUCCUAAAAUGUUCAACCCUAAUGCUUGUAUUUAAGCUUUUUUUUCUUAACACCACUUUAGCCAUCAGCACAGGCUGCAACAAGAGAAAGAAGACAAAACUGAAGCUGUUGUACACUGUUUUAAAUUAAGGUUCCAGUGAUUUUAAAGGAAAUUAAAGAUUUUAUGUUUUUUAAUGACUGGUUGAGUGUUUCCUUGGGAUCUCAUGCAUGUCUUUCCCUGCUGCCCUUUGUGAGUGACAGGAUGUAAAUAUGUAACUGAAUUUUUACACUUUUUGAUAACUAUGUUAUGGAAGAGCUAUGUGAGUGUUUGUUUUUUAUGGAUCAGUCAGCAGAUUGUUGACACAACAUGUUAACCACUGUGUUGCAACGUACAAGUGCAAGUGUCAAAGAGGAGGUAAGAUAGUUUUUAAAAAAAAAAAUCACUUUUCCUCUACACACACACACACACACACUCUCUCUCUCUCUCUCUCUCUCAACCCUGUGUAACCCUUUGUUCUCCUUUUGCUCAAUCAUUUCUUCCAUAAAUGUGAAUAAUCGCAUUGUGUUUGGCUGCGUUUGUGUAGACUUAUGAAUUAAAGCCUAAUUCCAAUGACAGCUUGUGUCUGACAACUGUCUAUGUUUGAUUAAAUCUACAGAAAAAGAUGAUGAUUACAUUGUGCUGUGCCAUCAUUGGAAUCGUUGUGUUCUCCUAUCUCUACAGCUUCUUCUCAUAAAAGGUUUUACACAGGUAAAACACCUGCAUCAGCCUGUAGCUCAGUGACUUCUGUUCUUUUACACUACAUGUUGAAUUAAUGUCCUUUUUUUUGUCUUUGUGUAGUCUGUCUAGGAAAGAGGGUUUCAAGAAAAAGAACAUUUCCUGAGGUGCUCCCCCUAUUUUUACCCUGACCAUUAUUUGAAUCUUUUAAAAUCUAAUAAAAUAUCAAAAAAAUAAAUUGAACCAUAUCAGUCCUGUGCACUUGCCCUUCUAUUAAUCAUUUGACUUUAAAUAAUGUUCUUGCUGUAUGAAGUGUUUGAAAAACAUGUUAUAAAUGUGUAGAUUUUUCUCAGUCUGCCUGGCUCAGUCAGCCAGAUAAUUGUGGACCAAUCUGGUCGACUGUAGUCUACCGCCUCCUGGUGGUGCAUAGAGGGGACAGUCAUAUUUAGAGAAAUUAGAGAAAUAAUCAGGAAGUUAAGUGACUGAAAUGAAGGAUUAAUUUUCACUUUAAGUAAAAAUGCAUGAAGAUGAUUUUUGUGCUGCCUAGGCUCCAAAAGUCCAUUCUUGCACAUACUUUAUGCCCUGGUCAAGAAAGAUCCAAUUAAGUAGUAUUUUCUGACUUGUUUGUUGUCAUAAUUUUAAUAAACUGUGGUUGAUUUUGUUGUGUGUGUGUGUGCUCUGUCUGUAUACGUCUGUGCUGCUGAAAUGCUUGUACUGAUGGUCUUUUCUGUAACAGCGGAUGUCGCUGCGCUCACUGGCUGUGUGUCAACCCAGUAAAGCCUGUUAUGUAAUAAAAUGUUUCUGUGCGUUGUA